Micromonas pusilla CCMP1545 is the source of this 1330-nucleotide messenger RNA. RefSeq lists its product as uncharacterized. The transcript is spliced from 3 exons. The record is from RefSeq and is a predicted model, not a curated record. The coding region runs from base 35 to 589 and encodes 184 amino acids. Lineage: Eukaryota; Viridiplantae; Chlorophyta; Mamiellophyceae; Mamiellales; Mamiellaceae.
CGCACGCUCCCCUCCGCGGGACAGCUCUCCGAGCAUGCACGCCGCCGCGGGAACGACGCUCAAGGCGUCGCGCGCUUCGCGCACGCCCACGCUCUCGCGUCCUCGCCGCGCCGCGCGCGUCCUUCGCGCGGCGUCGAGACCGCGCCGCCGCGGCGCGCGACUCGCCGCGAGCGCGAAGCAAUCGGCUCACGACGACGAUAUUUCCGACGUCCGUCUCGCGACGUCCGCGGCGCUGGCGUCCGCGACGGUCGCGGCGACGAUCUCCCUCGCGUUCUCCGUGGACGCGACGCUCACGGCGAUGAUGUCCGCGGUCGGGUUGGAGGUGGCGGAGAUGGAAUACAGCACGAGGUCGGCGCGUCGUGGCCGCGCUGCCGGUCGCGCCGGAGGUGGAGACGAUGUCCGCGGGGCAGGAGCUCUUCGAGUGCGAAAUCCAAGCCUUCCGGUGCGAAAUCUGAAAGGUCGCGAGAGGCGGGACGACCAGACCUCUCAGAACGGCCCUCAGAGACCGAACCAACUCCAGAACGCCGAGGAAAUUAAUUGUACACGACUGUAUCACCACCGCGCGCGGCGCGCGCGCGAUACCCUGUAAUCUAAAGUAUUCUUCUCAUUUCUCUCUCGCGCGCUGUCCUACAUACAGUACACCCGCUACAACCGCAUCGUCCCCGGGUUCAAGCGCGAACUGAUCUCCCUCGUCAACGCGAUCACCGCAACCGCGCCCAACCCGUGCGCCUCCGCGAACGCCUCCGCCGUCGCCCUCACCGCCUCGAUCGCCGCGUCGCGAACGAACAGCGUCACCGCCGCGCCGCCGCGUCCCGGGAUCUCCACGGGGAUCGCCACGAGGACGGGGCCCAAGCGUUCGUGCGCGGCGUUCGCGAGCUGCGCCGCGGCGUCUUGCGGGACGCGCUCCGCGAGCGCCCACUCGCUCGCGCGCGCGAGCAGCUCGUGCUGCUCGCCCUCGACGACGUCGAAGAGCAGCGCGCGGCCGUCCGGCGCGACGACCGGGAUCGAGAUCAACGACCGGCGCUUCGCGCGAUUGGCCACGUGCGUCUUCACCAUCGCGUCGAGUCGAGUAACGGACGCGGCUGGGACGUUAUGGAGCUCGCAAAACGUCGCGACGACAGUCGCGGGGUCGUCGCCGUCGCGAAUCGCGACCACCGNCUUCUCGCCGGAGGGGACGAUCACGGGGACGCGCGCGAUGAGCCUCGGGUCGCGGGACGAUCGACCCGAUCAGCGCGUCUCUGAUCGGCGUGAAGUGCGUCUCGUGAUCGAGCCCGUCCGUGGCCGCGAUGAACGCGGUCACGACGUCGUCGAGGACGUCGCCCUCGCGCAC